Molecule: messenger RNA, 1863 nt
Organism: Humulus lupulus (European hop)
Lineage: Eukaryota; Viridiplantae; Streptophyta; Magnoliopsida; Rosales; Cannabaceae
Product: (+)-alpha-pinene synthase, chloroplastic-like
Exons: 7
Coding region: 1-1863 (620 amino acids)
Biological process (GO): diterpenoid biosynthetic process
Molecular function (GO): magnesium ion binding; terpene synthase activity
Source: RefSeq, a predicted model, not a curated record
AUGCAGUGCAUGGCAGUUCAACACCAAUUUACUACUUCAUCUCUCCUUAUAUGCAAAAGUAGUUUUGGUACACUUAUUACACCAAAAACAUUUAGUACUGCAAGAGCAAAAUCAAAAGUAAGAUCAAGUACUUGCUACCCCAUCCAAUGUAGUGUGGUCAACAGCUCUAAUGCUACUACAAUAGAUCGAAGAUCAGCUAACUAUGAGCCACCGAUUUGGUCUUUUGAUUACAUUCAAUCUCUUUCAAGCCAAUAUAAGGGAGAACCCUAUACAACUCGACUGAAUAAGCUAAAGAUAGAUGUGAAAAGGAUGUUAGUUGAGAUGGAAAGCUCUUUAUUAUUGACUCAACUUGAGUUGAUUGAUACACUGCAGAGACUUGGAAUAUCUUACCAUUUUGAGAAUGAAAUCAAAACUCUUUUGAAGAAAAAGUUCAUCACCAAUACUAUUGUGAAUAAUCCUACUUGUGAUUUAUACACCACUGCCCUUGAGUUUAGGCUUCUGCGUCAGUAUGGAUUUGCAGUAACUCAAGAAAUUUUUAACGUUUUUAAGGACGAGAGAGGAGAGUUCAAGGCUAGUGAUGUUAUGGGAGUGUUAGCCUUGUACGAAGCCUCUUUCUAUGAGAAAAAAGAUGAAAAUAUUUUGGAGGAAGCAAGAGUUUUCACAACUGAAUAUCUCAAAAAAUACAUGAUUAUGAUGGAGCAAAAUAAAUUAUUAUGUAAAGAUGAUAAUAAUAUGGUAUUAUUAGUGAGACAUGCCUUGGAGAUUCCACUUCAUUGGAGGACAACAAAAACAGAAGCUAGGUGGUUCAUUGAUGUGUAUGAGAGAAGAAAAGACAUGAAUAAUAAUAAUAAUAAUAAUAAUAAUAAUAAUAAUAAUUCUACUUUGCUUGAGUUUGCCAAAUUGGAUUUCAACAUGGUACAAUCAAUAUAUCAGGAAGAUCUAAAGCAUUUAUCCAGGUGGUGGAGUCAUUCUAAGCUUGGAGAGAAAAUGGAUUAUGCUAGAGAUAGAUUGGUGGAGGCUUUUCUAUGGCAGAUUGGAGUAAGAUUUGAGCCAGAAUUCAGCUACUUUAGGAGAAUAUCUGCAAGAUUAUAUGUUCUAAUUACAGUAAUUGAUGAUAUAUAUGAUGUGUAUGGAACUUUGGAAGAACUAGAGCUUUUCACAAAUGCUGUUGAGAGGUGGGAUGUGAAAGCAAUAGAUGAGUUACCGGAUUACAUGAAGAUGCCUUUCUUUACUCUAUUUAAUACCAUAAAUGAAAUGGCUUAUGAUCUACUAGGAGAGCAAAAUUUUGUCAAUGUUAAAUUCCUCAAGAAUACGUGGGCAGAGUUGUGUAGAUGUUAUUUGCAUGAGGCAAAAUGGUUCUAUAGUGGAUACAAACCAACCUUAAAAGAAUAUAUUGAUAAUGCUUGGCUUUCAAUUGGAGGACCAGUUAUUUUUGUGCAUGCAUUUUUCUCUUUUACAAAUCCCAUAACAAAAGAGGCAUUACAGUUCUUGGAAGAUGGUUAUUAUCCUUCUAUAAUUCGCCAAGGAUCCACAAUUUUAAGACUUGCAGAUGAUCUUGGAACAUCAUCAGAUGAGUUGAAAAGAGGUGACAUUCCUAAAUCGAUUCAAUGUUACAUGCAUGAUACUGGUAUUUCUGAAGACGAAGCUCGUGAGCAUAGCAAAUUUAUGAUAAGUAAAAUAUGGAAGGAGAUGAAUAGUGAAGAUGAAUAUAACUCUUGUUACUCGAAAGAGUUUGUCCAAGUUUGCAAAAAUCUUAGUAGAAUGGCACUAUUCAUGUACCAGCAUGGAGAUGGACAUGGCUCUCAGACUAGUCAAACAAAGGAACGCAUUUAUGACUUGAUUAUUAAUCCAAUUCCCAUGUAA